AUGGCCGAGGCCACUACAGUAAAUGAUGAGGAGAACAAGCCCGAAGAUAGCAGCACCAAAGACACAAAGCCUGUGGCGGAAAUCCUCCUGAAUUGGUUCAUCCAAGUCACCGGCCUGACAGCAGCCGUGGUUUUUGGCGUCUUUUCCGUCCUCUCCUGGACGAACUCCCGCGCGGCCAAGGAGCAAGCGAAUACCGCCAAUUUGCUCUCCUUUGCUUCGAUCUGCGCCCAAAUCAAAGAUAACACAUCUGCCUUUCUCUCUCAAACGCAGGACCUGUGCGACCUGUACUCGUCGGCGACCAUCUCAGCAUUGGAGUCUUAUCUGAACUCAAGUCUACCUCUGCCGAGCUCGCCUUCGAAUCCAAGCGGCUCAGGCUCUGCGAGGCUGUCUACUGGAGCCAUCGUCGGAAUCGUAGUCGGCCUGAGCUGCGUCUUCGUCAUCGUGCCGGUCACCUUCGUUGCGGUACACAGACUUUACUCUCUAGUCAAAUUGUUGCAGUUCCUUGCUUUCCUUUGCCGAGUUGUUGGGAAGCCACUUGUCAAAGCCAAUGAUCUUAGCCAUUGA
Molecule: messenger RNA, 564 nt
Organism: Zasmidium cellare ATCC 36951
Lineage: Eukaryota; Fungi; Ascomycota; Dothideomycetes; Mycosphaerellales; Mycosphaerellaceae
Exons: 2
Coding region: 1-564 (187 amino acids)
Source: RefSeq, a predicted model, not a curated record